Messenger RNA from Neomonachus schauinslandi (Hawaiian monk seal), 965 nucleotides. It is a transcript of the gene BST2, whose product is annotated as bone marrow stromal cell antigen 2. Bases 17 to 574 code for a protein of 185 amino acids. Gene Ontology annotation, biological process: innate immune response; defense response to virus. NCBI's taxonomy places the organism in Eukaryota, Metazoa, Chordata, Mammalia, Carnivora, Phocidae. The transcript is spliced from 5 exons. Gene Ontology annotation, molecular function: metalloendopeptidase inhibitor activity. Gene Ontology annotation, cellular component: Golgi apparatus; cell surface. The record is from RefSeq and is a predicted model, not a curated record.
CCAGGGGCAGAUCUAGAUGGCACCUACCUUUUACCAUUACUGGCCUGUGCCCGCUGACAAAUCAGAGUCAAUGCUGCAAGAUUGGAAGCUGAGGAGGCAGAACUGGCUGGUGGUCUUGGGGAUCCUGUUGGUGCUGGGUCUGUGUGCGGGCCUGAUUGUCUUCGCUGUCAGGGCCAACAGCAAAGCCUGCAAGGAUGGCCUCCUAGCAGAGCAGGAGUGUCUCAAUGUCACCCGUCUCCUGGAGCUCCAGCUAACCCAAACCCGGCAAGACUUACUAGGGACCAUGGACCAGGCUGCCACCUGCAACCAGACUGUGGUGAACCUGUCAGCUUCCCUGGAGAUGGAGAAGGCCCAAGGUCAGGAGCAGCUCAUCCAAAAAGAGGAGCUUCAGGGAGAGAUUGAGAAAUUGAAGCAGAAGCUGCAAGACGCUUUGGAGGAGGUAGAGCGACUAAGAAAAGAGAAGGAGGCCUCAAGCACGGAAGGGGAAACCAGCUUUGGCAGCUCCUUGCAAGCACUCAGCCCCUUGAUGGUCCCUGUGUACCUGCUCCUGGGCCUCAUUGCUCUGCUGGCCUGAGGCCUGCCGUACCCAGGUCUGGGAACCCCUCCUCCAGAGAGCCUCUCUGCUUCUUCAAAAUCCAGAGCUGCUGUCUCGAUAGACUCUUUGUCGACUUGCACGGAUCCUCCCAGGCUCCAUCAACCCUUCCCCCUCUGUUAUCUCCCUUUCUCCAAGUCCUUCUGGAAUCCUAACAAUCGUCCAGGCCACUUCCUGCCAUUGCACUGGAGCUGAGACCUUUGUGUCCGUCAGCACUGUUGACUCUUGCGCUGCGUUGGGCUCUGCCGUGGAGGCUGCCCUGGGUGCUGCAGGAUCUUGAGCAACUUCCCUGGCCUCCACGCACUAGAUGCCCAUACUGUUACCCACCCCACCCCACCCCCACAUUGUGACAAUAAAAAAAUGCCUUCAGACA